Messenger RNA from Aspergillus vadensis CBS 113365, 756 nucleotides. RefSeq lists its product as uncharacterized. The record is from RefSeq and is a predicted model, not a curated record. Bases 64 to 474 code for a protein of 136 amino acids. Lineage: Eukaryota; Fungi; Ascomycota; Eurotiomycetes; Eurotiales; Aspergillaceae. The transcript has a single exon.
UUGCCCCAUUUACUUCAACCUUUUUUAGUCGCUUUUGCAGCCUCUUUCCCCUGGGACCUGGCCAUGGCCCGCGUUCGCAUUCGCCGCGGUGGCGAUGCUGGUUCUGCUUCCCCUGCUGCAGGCCCCCUUGAUGCUAAUGACCGUACUGAGCGUGUCGAUCGCUUUGGUGCUGCUGCGCUUUUUGGUGCUGCUGAGCGUUUCGGUACUGCUGAUCGUUUCGGUGCUGCUGAUCGUUUCGGUGCUGCUGCGCGUGCUGGCGCUGCUUCCUCUGCUGCAGCUCUUGCUGGUGCUGGUGGCCGUGCUGCGCGCGCUGAGCGUCUUGGUGAUGCUGAGCGUGCUGGUGGUUCCGAAUUCUCCGGUUCUGUAGCCCUUUUCCUCUUCGUCCCUUUCGCUUUUCCCUUCUUCGCUGGUUCCACUUGUACUGGCGCCGUCUUGGGUAGCGGAGGCGGAGCCCUAGGUAUCUGCUCAAGCUGACCUGGAGCCAGAGCAGCAUGCAAACUGGUUGGGCUCACUCCGCCCCAAUUUCUCAUCCGGUGAAGUAUAUCUUGAGGGUAAUAUUCGUCGUAGUGAUCAUGCAUGUAUUGCGUGCUGUCAUUUACCUUGGAAAUUAUUCUUGGAAUGAUUGGUCCCUGAGCAGAUGGUCCCUGAACUGGCGGUCCUUGAGCAGGUGGUCCCUGAACAGGUGGUCCCUGAACAGGUGGUCCCUGAACAGGUGGUCCCUGAACAGGUGGUCCCUGAACAGGUGGUCCCUGAACA